Messenger RNA from Cynara cardunculus var. scolymus (artichoke), 385 nucleotides. RefSeq names its product V-type proton ATPase subunit G1-like. The coding region runs from base 36 to 368 and encodes 110 amino acids. The transcript has 3 exons. Gene Ontology annotation, cellular component: vacuolar proton-transporting V-type ATPase complex. Lineage: Eukaryota; Viridiplantae; Streptophyta; Magnoliopsida; Asterales; Asteraceae. Gene Ontology annotation, molecular function: proton-transporting ATPase activity, rotational mechanism. The record is from RefSeq and is a predicted model, not a curated record. Gene Ontology annotation, biological process: proton transmembrane transport.
UCCAGAAAUCACGUUCUUUCUCCUCUGCAGCAGGUAUGGAAGAUUAUAGACGACAAGGUGGAAUUCAACAAUUGCUUGUUGCGGAACAAGAAGCUCGACAAAUCGUUAAUGCCGCAAGAACUGCAAAAAUGAACAGACUCAAACAAGCAAAAGAUGAAGCCGAAGAAGAAGUAGCCAAGUAUCGAGCCCAGAUGGAGAAGGAAUUCCAGAAAACAAUCUCAGAGUCGACGGGUUUUUCUGGAGUGAACAUCAAACGACUUGACGAAGAGACGGUUACAAAGAUCGAUCACUUGAAAAAACAAGCUGCCAAAGUUUCACCAGAAGUCAUCAAGAUGCUCAUGUCCCAUGUCACCACCGUCAAGGUUUGAAAGAUUUGCAUCCCACA